This is a messenger RNA of Camelus dromedarius (Arabian camel), 6493 nucleotides long. RefSeq names its product adenylate kinase 4 (gene AK4). The record is from RefSeq and is a predicted model, not a curated record. Gene Ontology annotation, cellular component: cytoplasm; mitochondrion. Lineage: Eukaryota; Metazoa; Chordata; Mammalia; Artiodactyla; Camelidae. The coding region runs from base 206 to 877 and encodes 223 amino acids. Gene Ontology annotation, biological process: nucleobase-containing compound metabolic process. The transcript is spliced from 6 exons. Gene Ontology annotation, molecular function: AMP kinase activity; nucleoside diphosphate kinase activity; ATP binding.
UUAUUUGGCUGCUCUGGGUGGAGAGGCGCUGGACUCCGGCUUCUCGCGGUGGGGAGCGCAUCCGUCAGCACUCGGCCGAGGGGCGGCGGCGAGUCCCCGCGCAAGCCCAGGGUGUCAGGCAGGGGCAGAAGAAACAAAGUUCCCGGGGCUUCUCUGAGGCCGCUGUCCGGGUUGCGUGUUCGGCCUCCCCCUCCUCGCCGAGGCAAUGGCUUCCAAACUCCUGCGCGCGGUCAUCCUUGGGCCGCCCGGUUCGGGCAAGGGCACCGUGUGCCAGAGGAUCGCCCAGAACUUUGGCCUUCAGCAUCUCUCCAGCGGCCACUUCUUGCGGGAGAACAUCAAGGCUAACACGGAAGUUGGUGGUAUGGCAAAGCAGUACAUCGAGAAAGGUCUUUUGGUCCCAGAUCACGUGAUCACACGCCUCAUGCUGUUGGAGCUGGAGAACAGGCGUGACCAGCACUGGCUGCUUGAUGGUUUUCCUAGAACGUUAGUUCAGGCUGAAGCCUUGGACAAAAUAUGUGAACUGGAUCUAGUGAUCACUUUGAACAUUCCCUUUGAAACGCUCAAAGAUCGUCUCAGCCGACGUUGGAUUCACCCUCCUAGUGGAAGGGUCUAUAACCCGGACUUCAAUCCACCUCAUGUACAUGGGGUUGAUGACAUCACUGGUGAACCAUUAGUCCAGCAGGAGGAUGACAGACCUGAAGCAGUUGCUGCCAGACUAAGACAGUACAAAGAGGUGGCGAAACCAGUCAUCGAACUAUACAAGAGCCGAGGAGUUCUCCACCAGUUUUCAGGAACCGAGACGAACAAAAUCUGGCCCUACGUUUACACGCUUUUCUCGAACAAGAUCACACCUAUUCAGUCCAAAGAAGCAUACUGAGCCCACCCAGUGGAUGAACCAGGAAGACAUGGUCAUUCAUCCAAUUGUGUGUGUCGUAGUGGUGCCGUGUCCCAAUUAGAAGCUAGCUGAGAUAGCUUGCAGCGUCUUUUCUAGUUUAAAUGGUGAACUGAUGUGAAAACUAAUGAAUAGAAAGAGUUAAUGAAGAGGCUCUUCUCUGCCUUUCUAAAAGAAGGGUCACCUACGCAUGUUUAAGAUGUCUCUGCACAUGUCUCAAGUCCUUCACAAGAAAGCAAGUACAGCCUGGAUUUCAAAUGGUGUACACCCAAAGUUCUAGCUGAUUUUUGACAGCCAUGUUGUUGUCAUAGUAGCCUUUUUACAAAUGAUGGUGGUGGUCCCUGGUUCUCCCCAGCCCCAAAGGCUGUUGAACCUUACACCUGGAGGCCCGAGAAUGGCUUUGUCCCAGGUUCUCUGCUGUGUGCCCUCCUGCUGACAAUGGGAUUGAAGCCAGUUGCUCUCAGUGGUUGCUUCUGUAGCCUUGAGUGACUGUCCACAAUUCAUUUUUUUUCUGUUAGGAGUGACACUUUUUUUUUGUACCCAUAGUCCCCAGAAUCUCUCGUUUCCAGACAUCCUGGAAUGAAAGGAUUUGGCUUCUACGACUUUCAUUAGACUGCAGUUUUUACACCUGCUUUCCCUUCCUAGACUCUUAAGCAAUACAGAUUGUUAUUGCUUUUUCCCUCUCAAAUUCCUAAGAGCCGAGCACGAGGGGACGGUGUUGAAUCUCUUCAUCCGCGAGGAUCUGAGCUAUGUGGAGGGUCUGCUUAAAUUGCUGGUCUGACUCCCAUGGGUUGACACCGCUUCUUUCUUUUAUUGUGGCAAAAUAAAACCCUCAGAGUCUAUGGGGAACUCUCAGAAACCGGGGAACAUUCACCUACAUAAAUGUUAAAAGACCAUAUCUUAUGUAUAGAGGUAAGUAAGACUGUAUGGAAUUACUGGACAAAAAGAAUAGUUUAGCUUUUUAUUCAAGACAAAAAAAUGUAUUUUGAAAAUGCUGCUAAAUAUUGAUGCUGACAGUGUUUCUCUCCUGUGAGUGACUCAAGCGUAUUAUAAAUAGUUGUUGGUAAAGGGAAUGGAGCCUGUGGGGUUGAGGGAAAUGUUGCACUAGCUGUGCCUAGACUGAUGAUGACAGCUUUACGAUGACGGGAAAACAAAAUCUUAAUUUUUUUAUUCUAUUCCAAAGAUGCUUUUUAGAGGGUGGCCAUUAAGUCUAGAAAUAUAGAUCAUACUGUUUUGUCAUUCAUUGGAAUGUAAUAUCAAUAAACCAUUUACAAAGGAUUUGCCUGGUUUCCAGACUUGGUGGCCAUCUUUUAUAAUUCUUGCUCUCCUUUGGGAAGGACAAUGAAGUAUAUUCCUGUUGCCUUAAAAAUAAAUAUUCCUCUUCAUGCAUCGCGAUUGUCCCCAGGAAGGGUUCUUUACUGUUCCUGGGAGUGACUUCUGUCGAGCUCUUCAUACUGGUGAGAAAAAAAAGAAGAGGCCUGUUUUCAGCACUUCAGUGGUGUUGAAACACAUUACUUGUUUUCUGGAGACGUCCCAGUGAGUCCCCAGUCAGUUCACUGACACUUGUGUUCUGCACGGUAGCGAGUGCAUCUUCCUUGCGAAUCCUGCCCCAGCUCUGGCUGGUUUGUCCCUUCAUGUGAAUGUUCUUUGGCUACCUUAGUGGAAACCUAGACCGGUUUCCUCCUUAUCCUCCAAAUAGCAGUGAAGUGAGAUGAUUUUACUUUUUAGGUUUAUGUAGUUAAAAUGCCCAGUUCAGGUAUGUGAAAUACAGUGCAUGGUAUUGACUUCUGAGUGCUUGCGGAGAGUCGUGCCUGAGUGCCCGUUGAUGGGGGUGGGGGAAAUCAGACAUGCAGAUACAGCUCAGGUUUCCUGGGCAACCAGGCAUAGAGAGAAACAAGUCUGAUAUGAGGAAAAUUGCACAAUUUAGAGUAGUCCUGCUGUGGAGAUAAUUUCCACAGACUAGGAAAUAUAGAAAGUUAAGGUUAUUAUAUGGAUCAUUCAGAAGAGGAAAGUGUGUGCUUUUUCGGAAGCAGAAAAAUCUUCAGACCUCUUCCUCCCCUCCUCUUGGUGUUUAGCAGAUGCACCAGCGUGGAAGAGGUAUGGGAAAUGGCCUAGGUGAUCCCUGACUCCAUACUCCACUCCUCCAUCCUUCCCUCCUUUCUCCCUUCCAGCGAAAUAGACACAAAAAUGGCCAGUGUCAGAGUCAUCCUGUGUCUCAGCAGUGUUGGCUGUUUCUGAGGUUGCCCUGCAGUGGAGGGCAAUCAGCUUUGCUAGGUGAGACCCAGAAAAGCCAGACAUUCUUUCUGUGGUCUUUGAAACAUAAUGCUCGUUUCAUGUUCAGUGGCCUAAAAUAUCUAUUUCUGGUUCUCUUCAACAAUCUAGCAUUUCCUUCGAUGAUUUUGUUAAAAUAAAAAGGACUUCAAAAUAUUUUGACAAAGAUAAAAUUAAAGGGACAUCUUUCUUUGCUUUUCCUUCUACCGCCACACACGAGGUUCCUUCACAGUUAGGCAAAGCAUGUAGUUUGGGUGGUUUCUAAGAUUCCUGCCUGUCCUCAUAUUCUGUGAGUCUGGCCAGCUCUGCAUUCAUUUCGCUUUCCGUUAUCGGACAGGCUUCCCACUUGAAAACGUCACUGUGCUAUUUCCCUCUCACACUGACGCAAACACAUACUAGGUACCAUUUACUGAAGGCCUGACCUACUGGGUGGUAUGUGCAGUUUCAGGACCUUUACAAACAUCUCAUUUCCUCUUUCCGUCCUUUGAGUUAGAGGCAUGAUCCCAUGUGUGCAGACAGAGGGCAAAGGUCAGGAGCGUGAAGCGUCUUGCUCUGGCUCCUGCUGCCGAUGCGCAGUGUAGACAGGCCUCAAACCCAGGCUUUCCCGACUCGGCUCCUGGACGUUAACUCGCUGUGUCCCGUCCCAAGCAACCCAGGCCUCUGAGGUUUUGCUUGUAUUUCCAAGUGGCCUCACAUCAGAAAUAGUGGAGUUCAUAACGGGGACUUUCAGCUUUGUCUGGGACUGUUCCUUUUUUUUUUUGUUUUUUUUCCCCUGGAAGCUGCUAGAGGAGAGUCUGAGCCCUCAUCCGUAAAUAAAAUGAAAGGCUGUCGAAGGGGGCUGGGCUCGGGUCCCGGCUAGAUCGCGGAGGGGGCAAGCCGUGGUCCUCAGCUACCCUUUCGGUGUCCAUGGUAUAGUGCCCCUGAAGGGACCUUUAUGCUUGGGCCGCCCCCAGCCAUGGUGCUCACACCCAGGCCUGGGCUCCUGCGAGCUGGCCAGACACUACUCACUUUGCCUCGCUGACGUCAGAACAAGUUGCUCCCGCCCCCAUGCAAGGCCCUGAUGGUAACUGAUCUUCUCUGAAGUGCUGGCAGGUGAACAGAUGAUGACUGAGCCCCUGACAUAGUAACCCUUGACUCUCGUACCAUCUUCCCUGUAUUCCGUUAUACAUGAGCAUGUGCCUGCAUGCCAGACCCAUGCCUCUGUGCCCACCUGCUGACAGGGUGGCACUGCUUGUCAGGCACAGCCCUGGCAGAAAUGGGAUACAGGCUUCCUGUCUUCCCUGUCUCCCCCAGGGUCACUCCCCGCGCGCUCCAGCAGCCAAGCUCACACGAGCCCCAGCUUCCCCCAGGUAUGCCCGUCUCUUUGGUAGGGAAGGGAAAAAGGUAAGAAUAGCCACGGGUGAGGGGUGGAUUCCUGAGAGAGAGAUGCUGCUGUGGCUUUUCCUGCCAUUUAUGAGGUUGUGGAUGGGAUAAUUUUAGAUAGAAAGAUGCCAUAAAACCCAUAAAUAGGGCUUUUAUAGAAUUUAGGUCACUGGAACCUGCAUUCAAUAUUUGGCUAUUUGUUUAAAGAAGUUUUACCAUCUGCUAGGGAUUGGGUUGGGGAGAGGUCUUUGAUUAAAUCAUAAAGACAGUAUUUCCAAAUAUGUUGAAGUAUCAGCAUUGUUGGUAGUUACGGCUCACUGGUACUCCAGGCUAAGUGCAUUACAUGCGUUGCCUAAUAAACCCUCCACAAUGACCCUACGUCCUAGAUAGUUUUAUCUCAAUUACCUUGCCUCCUUGUAUUUAAAAGCUGAAAUAAGCCUGUUUGUUUAACCUUUUCAUAUACCUAUAGGGGUUAAUCAGGAAAUUUAAAAGGGCCUUUUUGGGGUACAUUUGCCUAGUUUGAGCCCCCUGUUCUCAUUACUAGGUAACACAAUGUAUUUGCUCCCACCUGGAAUCCUUGCUUUCGGCACCCUGGUGCUGAGACAGGAGGUGGGCACUCAGCGGGUCCUGGCACAGUUGCACACUGUAUACACAGAGGGCGCACGUCUCAUCUGUCCUCUGCGGGGUCACAGGAUCUCGGGAGGCAUUCACAUCUACCUGAUGAACUUCAUUCAGUACCUUUCAUUUAAUAGACAGUAUCUUUUCUUGCUGCAGUAAUUUUGCCAGAACGGCACUUCGUAAGACAGAGUUAUGUUCGUAGUACGAAUUGCUUUCUGUCUAUUCCCCUCCGUUUGCAGUAACUCUCUUGUCUCUGGUGUCUCAAAAGAAGAACCUAGCAACAGAGACUUCCUUUAAUACGGGAAUGUGGUCUGGUCAUACGUUACCAUCUUUUUCCAUGUGUAACUGACCCAGUCUGGUUUCCAGGUGAGACAUAUACACAACCCAAUGUGGGGAAACCAUGAGCCCACAUUUCAACUAGGAAGAGGAGUCUGCUUCCUGCAUCUGUUGAGACAUAUUAUAAUUACAAUUGUUGGUAAAUGCCAUACUUUAUCUUUCUCUUAACAAAUUGCACAAUUCUUGCCAAAACAAAUGCCAUUAUCUGUAUGCUUCAGGGAAUUCCCUAAUUGGGGCAGUGUGUGUGUGUGUGUGUGAAAGAGAUGGGUUGAGAGGGAAAGAUGGGAAAACAUUUCCAAAAGGGUGAAAACUUUUGUAUGGCGUGAGUAUUCAUGCCUUCUUUGGCGAUAAUUAGGCUAUUCCAGGAAGCACAUCAUUAUUCUUGAAAUAGAAGAUUUCCUGUUUCAGACUUGUCAGAAGAGCAGUCUCAACUCCAUUUCAUAAAACCUUUCUUUUCUUCAUUUUAAAGCUUUGGAUACAAAGUCAGAAAUGUGCUUAGGUAAAAACAAACUGUUUUGUAUCUAGUUUAGAGAAGAAUAAAGGGAAGAAAAAUGAAAGCUCAGUCUUUGUGUGAGCUCUGAGGUGUCGGGGCUCAGAAGGCUUUUCUAGUUUUGUGAGAAUUUGUACUACUGAUUUUUAUAUAUUCUUGUUUUUGAGACGAACAGGUCUUGGGAAAUUGUUGAGUUGCAACGGCAUUUCACUGUGAUCUCUCACGAGCUCAAAUCAGCUCUCUAACCUAAUGAUAGUUUGUCCCUGGUUUACCGUCCUGUGAAAUGUCAGCUCCAUUUCCCCGGAAGUCGCGUGUUUACGAUAAGUCAGCGCUUUUCCUCAUGUGGAAGUUGUCGGCCCUCUUGAUUUUGGUGUUUGUGCUUAAUUCAAAGUAUCUAAACCUGUAGUCUGAUCUGUACAUGCUCCCUUAACUGUUAAUUAUGUUAUUGAUUAUUUUAUCUUGCUUGAAGAUUGAUUCAUACUUUUUAAUUUGAUAGUAAUAAAGAUUUUUUUCCCUGCUUGUAA